AUGGCAGAAGAUAUAUCAAACAACUUCUCGAAUACGAAGACUAGCCAAAAGACAGGCUCGAAUGAUUUCGUUAGGAAACUCUUCAAAAUAUUAGAAGCGGGCGAAUACACGAAUAUAAUAUGCUGGACGGAAAAUGGGGAUAGUUUCGUCGUCCUAGACACCAAUGAAUUCACAACAAAAAUUCUUCCUAGACACUUCAAGCACUCUAACUUCGCUAGUUUCGUGAGGCAGCUUAACAAGUAUGACUUCCAUAAAGUCAAGAGGACGUCUGAAGAGAAACAAAAUUCACAGUAUGGGGAGCAUAGCUGGGAAUUUAAGCACCCAUUUUUCAGAAUUCAUGAUGAGCAGGCUUUGGACAGUAUUAAGAGAAAAACUGCAGUUCAAAAGAAAAUAGUGCUUGACGAAAAUACUGUCCUAGUCAAACAGAGCGCAGAUGGCAGUGCUAUAGAGCCUGAUUCGGCGACCAGUCUAAUUCUCAACAACACAGUAAGCAAAAGUAAGUUCACUCAGCUGAAAAGGAAGGUAGAAACCUUGGAACAAGAAUUACAACAAAUUAAAAACGAAAACUACAACAUGAAACUUGGUUACCAGAAAAUGCAAUCAAAGUACAAUACUGUUUUAGAAAGCUUUCUUACAUCGAAGGCCUUAAAUGAUUCGCUGGUCAAUAACUUCAAUAUUUUGAGUACAAGUCUUUCUCAACAAGGUCUUGAAUUACCGCAGGGUUUGAAUUUCAAUCUUGCAUCUAGCACAAACGCGCAAUCACCACGCAAAACACAGUCACCAGAGUUUAGCUCUGUUGUGCCAACUCAAAUAACGCUUCAAAAACCGAAUUCAAACGUGGAUUCGGGACCCUCAUCCACUGCAUCAAAUGACAUCAUUGAGCCCCCUGUUCUAAGGCCGGGUUUUCACGUUUUACUUGUAGAGGAUGAUGCGGUGUGCAUACAAUUAUGUUCCAAAUUCUUGAUGAAAUAUGGGUGCUCAGUUGAGGUUGUGACUGAUGGUUUAUCUGCAAUCUCCACCCUUGAAAAGUUUCGCUACGACCUAGUCUUGAUGGAUAUUGUCAUGCCAAAUUUAGAUGGUGCUACCGCCACUUCCAUAGUGAGAAGCUUUGACAACCAAACACCUAUCAUAGCUAUGACUGGUAACAUUGAAGAUCAGGAUCUGGUUACUUAUCUACAACAUGGUAUGAAUGACAUCUUAGCGAAGCCUUUUACCAAAGAUGACCUGCAUUCAAUGUUAAUAAGGUACCUAAGGAAUAGGAUUCCACUUUCAGAGCAGCGCUCGAACACGGCAUCAAAAGACGACCAAACGCCUUUAGCUGAAGAAAAUGGCUCAGCGUCAUUAAUCAGUGAGGAACCUCCUUUGAAGAAACAACUAAUAUGA
Lachancea fermentati is the source of this 1383-nucleotide messenger RNA. The record is from the annotation of a GenBank genome assembly. NCBI's taxonomy places the organism in Eukaryota, Fungi, Ascomycota, Saccharomycetes, Saccharomycetales, Saccharomycetaceae.